This is a messenger RNA of Marasmius oreades (fairy-ring Marasmius), 2144 nucleotides long. RefSeq lists its product as uncharacterized. The transcript has 4 exons. The record is from RefSeq and is a predicted model, not a curated record. Bases 157 to 1758 code for a protein of 533 amino acids. NCBI's taxonomy places the organism in Eukaryota, Fungi, Basidiomycota, Agaricomycetes, Agaricales, Marasmiaceae. Gene Ontology annotation, molecular function: protein binding.
GGCGCUUUUCAGACCUGUAUCACUACGGCAUUGGACGUGUAUUCGGUGUCGCGUCGAUAUCUUUCCACUUAAAAAUCUUCACGGAAUUUCUUUCACUGUUUGUGCAACUCAACACAAGGAGCUUUCCUCUUUUCCCAGCAGUCCUGAUUGACUGGCAUGAGUGUGCGAACACCUCUCCACGACGUGCCUGAACAUGGGCCUUUUACACCUACAGCGUCCUCAAUGGAUUUCGAAAUAAACGCAGGUCCAUAUUGUUCUCCUCAAGCUGCUGGAUCAUCUACGACGUUGGGUCCUCAUUCGAUUUCCGGACGUGCAGCAUCGGCUAGCACUGUCACUUACUCAACCCCAUCUUUACCGUCAUCGCCAUCCGUGCUAGUCAAUAAUUUGCCUGUCAGUGCGGCAGAAGGAGGAGGUACACCGAAUGGGAGUGGAAGCGGGAGUGGCAGAUCUCGGUCAGCACGAAAGCCUAGCGGAUCAAGAACGCCCUCUUCACAAAGUGGGAACAAGGAAUCUGCAUCCUCGAGGAGAACACCGUCGGUCUCAUCAAAUACCUCUAUAUUAUCUGCGCCGACCGUUAGUAGCAGGCCUUCUAAAUCGUCAUCGAAUCUCGCGGCCGCAGUCACCAUCACACCAGCCGGUAUGACAGUUGGAAGAUCACAUAUCUCAAGUCGAUUUCGUGUUACACCGAAGUUACCACACUCAGAAGAGGCCGACGCACCUCCAACAUUGAUGUAUUGGAGUAGAGCGCCUGUAUGGGGACUUUGUCCAACAAGAACAAUGAGGGGUCAUACAGCCACGUUGGUCAACGAUACUGCAUGGGUUUUUGGGGGUUGCGAUGAUAAGGAUACUGCAAAAGAUCUGUAUUGUUUCGACGUCGAAACCAACCAAUGGACAUAUCCAGAAACUGUUGGAGAGCUACCACCACCCUCUCGUGCACAUUCUGCCACCCUCAUCGAUCGUAAUCGAAUUCUCGUCUUUGGAGGAGGUCAGGGUAGCCAUUACUCCGACGCGGUCCACAUCCUCGACACCUCAACGAGAAAAUGGAGCCGACACAUGUACGAAGAGGGCCCCGAUUCAGAGAAGCCUGCUGCCAGGAGAGCUCAUACUGCAGUGUAUUACCAGGGGAAAGUAUGGAUCUUUGGUGGUGGAAAUGGGUUGACGGCUUUGAACGAUGUGUGGGCGCUCGAACUUGGUGUCGGCGGUGGGGGUGACAAGGACAGCGUGAAUGGAGCCUCCACCAUAAAAAUGGAAUGGCGAAAGGUUCAUACGAAUGGUGCAAAGGGACGAGACGGUAGCUCUUUAGUACCAUCUCCUCGAGGUUAUCAUACAGCAAAUCUCAUAGGAAACAUGAUGAUCGUCAUUGGAGGGUGCGAUGGAAAGGAUUGUUUUUCAGAAGUAUGGUGCUUGAAUCUGGAUACAUGUCAUUGGACCUUGAUUGACCUUCCACAGUCAUACAGGCGACUCGCACAUACAGCGACGCAAGUCGGAUCAUACCUGUUCAUCCAAGGUGGUCAUGACGGUGCAGCUUACGUCUCUGAUACGAAGCUGUUCAACUUGAUAACCCUACAGUAUGAAACACGCCCCAUUCUCGGAAAAACACCUGUCGCGCGGGGCUAUCACGUUUCCUUGUUACACGAUAGCAGGAUAUUCUACUUUGGUGGUUAUGACGGGCUCGUUGCGUACGACGACGUUUAUGUCGUAGACUUGGCGGCAGCAGCUUAUUUACCACAAGUCACAUCUUUCACAGUGGAGGUGUAGAAAGACUUUAAUCCCAGAGUCCACUCUCGGACGUGCUAAGGGUUUUCGGUUCAGCACAGAAGCUAAGACCUGUGUCAAGUUUCAACACCUCUCUUCCCCCCCGCUCCUCCGCCCCGACUUCGAAUACGUGUACGAUGCUCACGACAUAAAAGACAUACAUUCAUGACCUUUUUCUAACGGUUUACCACUUAACCCAUUUCCUUCUGCUUUUCUCUUUUCGGGGCCCGUUGGGUAAUGGUAGCUACUGUAUGAUUCUAUUAUACUCUACAUCCCUAAACUAGUAUUACAACUUUCGAACCGUAAUUUUUCCUAACUACGAUAAAGUAGCAGUUUGACCCUCCAUUCUGAAAAAAACCUACGCCCAACAUACAAUACCUCUUAUCACG